ACAGACAGACGGUGCUGGUUGGAUCCUUGUUCCUCAUGGAGAAAGACAUAAAGUGCUUGGCUGCUAAAAGAUUUGUUCGACUGUUAAGAUGUAGUCACCAACUAAAUGCAGGGUGACAAUACAAAGCAUUUGCCUAAAAAUAAAAAACAUGAGGAAAGGGCUCUUUUGUACUAUUCUUGGAUUACAAAGUAAUGUGUAAACUGUUGCAUAUUCUGAAAGACUAUUGCUGGCACUUGCAAUAUUUCCAGCAGGGAGUAAAAUUAUUACCGCAAAUCUCCUCUGCCCUCCGCCGUGUCCACAUGCUGCUCAUUUUAUUGUCUCGCCUCGCACUGAUUUCAGGUGAAAGUUACAUCAUUGCCAUCUGGAAAACAUUUUCACAAAGAAAGAAGAAAGAAGGGAUGUUCAGUCAGAAAACAAGUUUGAUCAUGUGGCAGUUCUGCUUGGCUUCCAUCCAGAUUUGAUUCCCUGGCUGGUUUCUUAACUCUAUGCUAAAAAAGAGAGCUUUAAAAGGUUCAAAGAGAGAAACAGAGAGAGGGAGAAAGUGAUUUAGGGAGUUGGGGAAGGCAAGCAUUUCCCGUAAUCACAUCAUGGAGGCGGCGUUGUCCUACUCUUCCUGUUUUCCCUGGUGUCUCAGACACAGUCCAGGUGACAUGAACAGUGAACGCAGUGGAUCUCCCCUGUCGUUGCAGACAGAGGGACAUCACUCUUCUUCGUCCAAGCCUCAAUCUCUCUGUGGGAUGUCUGAGGCAGACAUCACAGUGCUGCCAAUCGGACCUGCGUCUCUGGACCUGUCCAGGCAGGAGAACCGGACACUGACCAGACUAUACAGCCAGAACGGAGCCUAUCACCUGAGGAUUUUACCAGAUGGAACUGUGAGUGGUGGCAGGCAGGAAAAUGAACCCUAUGACAUACUGAGGCUGAAGGCUGUGAGCGUAGGAGUAGUGGUCAUCAAGGGCGAGAUGACAGGAAGGUACCUGGCCAUGAACAAAAAGGGACGCCUCUACGGAUCACAAGCACUUAAUGAUGAGUGUUACUUUCUGGAGAAGUAUGAAGAAAACCACUACAACACAUAUUUCUCCCAGAAGUACAACUGGUAUGUGGGGCUUAAGAAGAACGGCCAACCCAAAGCAGGACCAGACACCCACCAGGGUCAGAAGGCCAUCUUUUUCCUGCCAAGGCCUGCGGGCAACAUGUAAACCAAGACGGCACCAGGAACCGUGGACUUCACUGAAGUCUUUAAAUGCACAUUAAUAGUGCAAUUUUUACGCCGGUCAAAGUAUCACAUUUAAAGGCCACUUAGAAUCACUACAAUAGGGCGGUAUAGCCUGCGGCAAACACAUAGCGCUGUUUUUGCAGUUGAAGCUCUAUUUCAAUGUUAAUACCUUACAUGUUUCUUCAUUCCUCUUGUCAAUGCAAUGAAUAUGUGAUUCCAGCUCAUGUAAGCAGCUUAAACUGUAUAUGAUCAUCACAGGGAUGUAUCCAGACUGCUUUCUGCCUAUAGGCACAUAUAGACCCUCUCACUGCAGACAGAAAAUGUGCGCAUUAUCAGUGCAUGGCUGCCUUAAUAAAUGGCCGUUCACUUUGAACCCUAGUGUGAAAUACAACUGCUGGUAACAGGAACAGGCAACUUUUACACAGAAAUAGUUGUACAAUUGAUUACGUCUGGCACAAAAGAAACCAACCAGGCAGUAAACAUAAAAGAGCCAACCAUCUGGUGUCAAAUUCAAACUCAAGCAAACAAAGUCUACAGUGAAGGGAACUGUAGUAUUAUAAGUAUUUCAAUGCGUUGCUUACCAGUACUUCAGCAUUGUGGAGAUGUGCUGACUUUUGAAUGACUGAUGAUGUUAUCAAUAUGUAUUUUACACUGCUCAAGUCUGUUUGAUGCCUGUUUCUGUAAUUACUUGUGUUCUUUGUGGAAAGUUAGCAAUUUUAAGGACCAGUGUGUAGAAUGUAUGGCAUCUACGUGUGAGUUUGCAGAUUGCCACUUACUGAAUACCGUUCCCCUCACCCCUCCCUUUUCAAACCUGAUAUAGAAGUACAGUGGCCUUCAGGUGAUGUAAAAACACGAAAGGCCCUUUUUAGAGCCAGUGUUUGGUUCGUCCUUUCUGGGAUAUUGUAGAAACAUUAUGAUACAACAUGGCAUGCUCUGCAGGAAGAGGAUCCAAUUCAUUUCUCCGUAUAGAUAUGAAGGGCUCAUUCUAUGCUAACAAAACACAAUUAGUAGUUCCAGGUGAAUAUACACUAAUAAAAACAUAAAUAUGACCAACAUAUUCAAUUUAUGGCAAUAUAUUCCCCUAAAUCCUACACACUGGUCUCUUGAAGGGCCAUUUUAUGGAAGCAGACAGCUCUGAAAACAAAAAUUGAAACUCGUGAAAAACAGCACCCUUGUAGGGUUAGCCCGACAAAAGUGAAAAGAAAUUGUAUGAUUGUAUAAUUGUGUUGUAAUCAUGUGGCUAGGUCAAGUGACAGUCCUAGUUUCAGUAAUGUGGGGUUAUCAUUGACAUCUUGGUGAAACCUAAUGCUCAGUUGUGGAUUGUUUGAGGCAAUGAUGGACCAAAUAUUGACCAUUCUAUCCUGGACCACAACAUGUUUCCUUUCACUAAGCAAAAGGGCUCAGCUUCACAGCCCAACAGAUGUCUCUGUAAAUAUACUUUAGUCAAAAUACAUGUUACUGUAACGAUACAGGCUACUAGGAUAAAAUACUAUUGUAAAUAUUUAUUGUUGAAGUUUUGAAGUUUUGUUGCUGGUAAAAUUCAAUUUAGCUGAAAACUGCAAUGGAAAUUUUUUAAUAAGUUAUACAUACAUUGUGAAGGAGAAAAAACUAAUGUGAUCAUCUUUUUUCAAAGUAAUACAUAUUGUAUUGAGUGUACUUAAAUGUAUGAAACGCUGCAUUAUUAUCCAUAAAAAAUAAAUAGUAUGUUUGAUUCGCUGUAACAAUCAAUGUGGUUCUUCCUAAAACAUACACGUGAAUAAAAGUUUAUAACUGUA
Molecule: messenger RNA, 2988 nt
Organism: Etheostoma cragini (Arkansas darter)
Lineage: Eukaryota; Metazoa; Chordata; Actinopteri; Perciformes; Percidae
Product: putative fibroblast growth factor 1
Exons: 3
Coding region: 588-1196 (202 amino acids)
Biological process (GO): regulation of cell migration; positive regulation of protein phosphorylation; cell differentiation
Cellular component (GO): cytoplasm
Molecular function (GO): fibroblast growth factor receptor binding; growth factor activity
Source: RefSeq, a predicted model, not a curated record